AUUCACAUCCAUAAGCAUUCAAAAUUCAGAAGCUUAUACUAAGAGUCCUUUCUUAGACCAUUCUCUUCUCCAGUCUCUAACACAAUCAAUAUAACAAUGGGUUUUCGUUUACCAGGUAGCAAAAAAACAUUAUUUGCAGUCAGUCAAGCGUCUUCAAGAGCAGUGAAUGCACCAAAAGGCUAUCUUGCGGUGUAUGUUGGAGAGAAAAUGAAGCGGUUUGUGAUUCCUCUAUCAUACUUGAACCAGCCUUUGUUCCGAGAAUUGUUGAGUCAAGCUGAAGAGGAGUUUGGAUAUAAUCAUCCCAUGGGCGGCCUCACAAUUCCUUGCAGCGAAGAUAGCUUCCAACAUAUAACUUCAUGCUUGAAUGUGAUAUAAAUCUCACACUUUAGAAGGCUGACAUAGAUUAGUAGAAACUUUUUGUACAGGAGAAUUGACUUAACAUCAGAAUGUCUAAUCAAGAGUAUGCUCUCUCUCUUUUCUUGCAUUAUAACAAUGAAUUGAAUUAUUCAAAUGGCUUCUUUGUGUUUUCUGUCCGAUAGUUACAAUGUUUAAUUGUUAAUUUGUCCCUUAAAUAAAAGAAAAAUCACAAAUCAUGAGUAAGGCUGCUUGAUCUAGGAAAAACUACACUUGGCUGAACUAAUAAAUUUUUAUAGCCGGAACAGAACAUGAGAUUACUUGUCAGGGCAGAGCAAGAGUAUAUUUCUGAUGAGUUAGGAACAUACAGAAAGAUAAUAUACUCAGGGGGAAGUUAAAAUUAUUUUUUCUUAUAAACCAAAAAUAUGUUCAAGAUUAUACAUAUGAAAUUAAGAUUUUUGAGGAGCAUUGACCCAGAUCAUACACGAAGUGGCUUCUCUGCCUAGGUAGGUCCACAAGAACAUUGGCAUUGGGGUAUUUACAACAACAAAGACUUAUCCCAGUAGGUGAGAUCAGUUAUAUGAAUCACAUGACGCUAUUUGGCUACAUGCAUCAUAGCCAUGCCUUAAAUUUCCAAAGUUCAAUGAUCAGUUUUUCCCUCUCUCAGAUUUGAGAGCUACUUGUGUUUUAAGAUCAACUGAAGUUCCAGCAGAAUUUUAAAUUUCUCACUCUAAAUAGUGCAAGUGGAAAUCGAAAAAAUAAAUCUCUAGGUGAUUUG
Molecule: messenger RNA, 1132 nt
Organism: Vigna umbellata (rice bean)
Lineage: Eukaryota; Viridiplantae; Streptophyta; Magnoliopsida; Fabales; Fabaceae
Product: indole-3-acetic acid-induced protein ARG7-like
Biological process (GO): response to auxin
Source: RefSeq, a predicted model, not a curated record